Molecule: messenger RNA, 918 nt
Organism: Mucor velutinosus
Lineage: Eukaryota; Fungi; Mucoromycota; Mucoromycetes; Mucorales; Mucoraceae
Exons: 5
Coding region: 1-918 (305 amino acids)
Biological process (GO): alpha-ketoglutarate transport; mitochondrial citrate transmembrane transport
Cellular component (GO): mitochondrion
Molecular function (GO): tricarboxylate secondary active transmembrane transporter activity
Source: RefSeq, a predicted model, not a curated record
AUGGCUCCUAUUGAUAGCACACCCGUUGAUCCCAACGCUCCUUUAAAGAAGAAGCCCAUCUCAUACAAAAACUUGUUAUUGGGUGCAUCUCUCAACUUGUUCGAAGUAUCCACGCUUGGACAACCUUUCGAGGUCAUUAAAACACAGCUUGCUGCUAAUCGAGGACAAUCAUUGAAGACUGCACUCUCCAACAUCUACAGCAGAGGCGGUGUCUUGGGCUUUUAUCAAGGCUUGAUUCCAUGGGCAUGGAUUGAAGCUUCGACCAAAGGCGCUGUUUUGCUUUUUACUGCCUCCGAGUUCGAGUACCAUGCUAGAGCUGCUGGUGCAUCUCCAUUUGUCGGAGGUAUCGUUGGUGGUAUGGGUGGAGGUAUUGCUCAAGCUUACACAACUAUGGGCUUUUGUACCUUUAUGAAGACUGUUGAGGUCACGCGCCAUAAAUCAGCUACCAAGGAAUCUACGUUCAAGAUUGCUGGUGAUAUAUUCAAGAAGGAGGGUAUUGCUGGUAUCAAUAAGGGUGUGAAUGCUGUUGCACUUCGUCAAUGCACCAAUUGGGCAUCUAGAUUCGGUAUUACACGUUUCGCACAAGAGUCCAUUAUAAAGAGUCGUUACGGAGAUGCACCUGAUGCUCAUCUUCGUGCAACUGCCCUCGAUAAGGCUCUUGCGUCGAUCAUUGGUGGUGCAUUAUCAUGUUGGAAUCAACCCAUCGAAGUGAUCCGUGUGGAGAUGCAGAGUCAAGUCAAAGCAACUGGUCGUCCUGAAAAUAUGACUAUCGCUACAGCAACCAAAUACAUCUAUCAGCAAAAUGGCAUGAAGGGAUUCUAUCGUGGUGCUUUACCCCGUAUUGGUUUGGGUAUGUGGCAAACACUUUGUAUGGUUGCACUUGGCGAUUACUUCCGUGCUUUCUUUGGCACCAACUAA